AUGGCUCCAGCUAUCAUUGCCGUAGUCGCUGGCUUGAACAUGGAUCUAAUUUUCACGGUAAAUCGGAUGCUGAACGUCGGCGAGUCUAUAGAUGCCCCAUCGCUAUUCGUUCAUCCUGGAGGCAAAGGCGCCAACAUCGCUAUCGCUACUUCCCGUGGGUGCCGCCCAAAACCAAUACCCAAAGAGCGAGAAGAGGAGUCCGGCGUUGCCUCGAUCGAUUUCAGCGGCGGAAAUAACAUCCAAGUUUUCAUGAACGGCGCGGUUGGAGACGAUGGGGCGAGAGCUCGGGCGUCUGCGUUGUUUUCGUUGAGGCUUAUCGCUUACCAGGGCAUUAAUAUGAACUGGAAACCCCGCGAUCCUGGCUCGGUCGACUGUCUUGCUGCUGGGUCCACCCCAGAGCUCGUCAUCGCUCACUUGGGCAUCCAACAGGAGAAGAUUUUUCGCGUAUUAGAGACAGCGCGCGGAGACGGAGUCGACACUCUCUUGAGCCCGUCACCACCAGAACCACUCAUUAGCAACAUGUACGCGCAUCUUACGCACCUAAUCCUAAACCAGACGGAAACAGCGAUGUUAUCAGACCGCUGCGUCGAGGAGCUCAACACGGUGGCCGCUUGGGGGAAUGCCGCUCAAUACUUUAUUCACCGUGGUGUGGAGAACGUUGUUAUCACACUCGGUGACCGGGGAGCGUUUUAUGCCACGCAUAGAGGGCAAACGGGUCUUGUUGAUGCGGAGAAAGGCGUUAAUGUUGUGGAUGUAACUGGGGCAGGGUGA
Scedosporium apiospermum is the source of this 771-nucleotide messenger RNA. RefSeq lists its product as uncharacterized. Bases 1 to 771 code for a protein of 256 amino acids. Gene Ontology annotation, molecular function: kinase activity. The record is from RefSeq and is a predicted model, not a curated record. NCBI's taxonomy places the organism in Eukaryota, Fungi, Ascomycota, Sordariomycetes, Microascales, Microascaceae. The transcript is spliced from 2 exons.